AUGUCGGAUACCCCCUCUUCAUCCCGAUCCAACAAGUUGAAAAUUGCCUUUACACAUCCCGAUCUGGGAAUUGGUGGAGCAGAGAGACUGAUUGUGGAUGCUGCUGUUGGAUUGCAAAAUUUGAAAGGACAUCAUGUUACAGUAUUCACUUCUCAUCACGAUCCUAAACAUUGCUUUUCUGAAACUCGUGAUGGUACUCUGAAAGUGAAUGUCUAUGGAGAUUUUCUUCCGAGAGCAUUAUUUGGAUAUUUUCAUGUCUUGUUUGCAAUAUUGAGAAUGUUAUAUUGUUCUGUCGUGAUGUAUUUACAACAUUCAUCAGAGAAUUAUGAUAUUAUUGUUGUGGAUCAAGUGAGUCAUCAUAUUCCUCUUCUUAAAUUAUUCUUUCCAAAUUCAAAAAUUAUUUUCUAUUGCCACUUUCCAGACAAGUUAUUGGUUCGUUGGGAUGAUUCAAGAAUUUCUCUCCUCAAAAAAUUGUACAGAAUUCCAUUUGAUUAUUUUGAAGAAGUGACAACUGGAAUGGCUCAUUCGAUUUGUGUGAACUCUGAAUUUACCAAACAAAUUUUCUAUGAUUCCUUCAAAAGACUUGCUAAUUGCACAGUACAAGUUCUGUACCCUCCCAUUAAUGUCUCUUCGUAUGAUGAGGAACCAUCUGAUUCUGACUUGGAAAAGUGCUCCUUCUUUAAGAGAAUUCAAGAAUCUGAUCUUAGUGUGGUCUCAAUCAAUAGAUUUGAAAAGAAGAAGAAUAUUGCACUUUUAGUGAAUGCUUUUGCCAGGCAUGUCAAGCCUCAAUUUCCAGAAGCCCUACUUAUUCUAGCUGGGGGUUAUGAUCCACGAGUUCCAGAGAAUAUUCAAGUUUUGGAAGAAUUGAAGCAAUUGGUGAAGGAGCAUGGCCUUCAAAAUGACACCGUCUAUGUACCAUCUUUCAAUAAUAUUGAUAGGUACGUCUUGCUAAGGUAUUGCACAGUGGUGGCCUACACUCCACAGGGCGAGCAUUUUGGAAUUGUCCCAGUGGAGGCCAUGUAUUGCGAGCGGUGUGUGGUUGCUCUCGAGAGUGGUGGACCCAAAGAGAGCAUUAAAGACGGAGAGACAGGCUUGUUGGCAGAAAUUCAUCCGCACAAUGAAGAAGAAACGACUCGAAACUUUGGCAAUUGUAUUUGUGAGUUCUUUGCAAUGACUCCAAAGGAAAGAGAGAAUUUCGGACGGAGAGCGAGACAACGUGUCAUUGACAAUUUCACUCUUCAAUCUUUUGCUAAUUCUUUAGACCACAUCAUUAGAUCAUAG
Molecule: messenger RNA, 1281 nt
Organism: Naegleria lovaniensis
Lineage: Eukaryota; Heterolobosea; Eutetramitea; Acrasida; Naegleriidae
Exons: 1
Coding region: 1-1281 (426 amino acids)
Molecular function (GO): GDP-Man:Man(1)GlcNAc(2)-PP-Dol alpha-1,3-mannosyltransferase activity; alpha-1,3-mannosyltransferase activity
Source: RefSeq, a predicted model, not a curated record